Messenger RNA from Neomonachus schauinslandi (Hawaiian monk seal), 1023 nucleotides. It is a transcript of the gene SHD, whose product is annotated as Src homology 2 domain containing transforming protein D. The transcript has 6 exons. Lineage: Eukaryota; Metazoa; Chordata; Mammalia; Carnivora; Phocidae. The record is from RefSeq and is a predicted model, not a curated record. Gene Ontology annotation, molecular function: phosphotyrosine residue binding. The coding region runs from base 1 to 1023 and encodes 340 amino acids.
AUGGCCAAGUGGCUGCGGGACUACCUGAGCUUUGGCGGUCGGAGGCCCCCUCCGCAGCCGCCCACCCCCGACUACACGGAGAGCGACAUCCUGAGGGCCUACCGCGAGCAGAAGAAUCUGGACUUCGAGGACCCCUAUGAGGACUCAGACAGCCGCCUGGAGCCCGACCCCGCGGGCCCCGGGGACUCCAAGGGCCUCAGAGACGCCAAGUAUGACUCUCCCAAGCACCGGCUUAUCAAGGUGGAGGCAGCGGCCAUGGCCAGAGCCAAGGUCUUGCUGGGCAGCCCCGGGGAAGAGUUGGAACUCGACACGGAGUACUCAGACCCCUUUGAUGCCCAGCCUCACCCACCACCUUCAGAUGAUGGUUACAUGGAGCCCUAUGAUGCCCAGCGGGCUGUGAGCGAACUGCCAUGCAAGGGGGUGCAGCUGUAUGACACUCCCUAUGAGGAGCAGGACCAAGAGCCAGGAGAUGGGGCCCCUUCUGGGAGGAGACCUCGCCAGAGCCGGCUGCCUCAGGAAGAUGAGCGGCCUGCGGAUGAGUAUGACCAGCCCUGGGAGUGGAAGAAAGACCACAUCUCCAAGGCGUUUGCAGUGCAGUUUGACAGUCCUGAGUGGGAAAGGACCCCAGGCUCAGCCAAAGAGCUCCGGAGACCCCCAUCCAGAAGCCCCCAGCCCGCAGAGCGCGUGGACCCGGCCCUGCCCCUGGAGAAACAGCCGUGGUUUCAUGGCCCACUGAGCCGGGCAGAUGCCGAGAACCUCCUGUCUCUCUGCAAGGCAGGCAGCUACCUCGUGCGGCUCAGCGAGACCAGUCCCCAAGACUGCUCCCUAUCCCUCAGGAGCAGCCAGAGCUUCCUGCACCUGAAGUUUGCACGGACCCGAGAGAACCAGUUCGUGCUGGGUCAGCACAGCGGCCCCUUCGCCAGCGUGCCAAAGCUGGUCCUCCAUUACAGCUCCCGGCCACUGCCUGUGCAGGGCGCUGAGCAUCUGGCCCUGCUGUACCCGGUGGUCAUGCAGACCCCCUGA